AUGAAUGAAGAAAAUGAUGAUCAUAAUGAUGAAUUUGAUGAUAUAAAUGCAGAAAAUAAUAAUCAUGAUGAUGAAUUUGAUGAUAUAGAUGAAGAAAAUGACAAUUAUAAUAAAGAAUUUGUCAAUAUGGAUGAUAUAAAUGAUGAUGAAAUACAAUUCAGCAAUAGUGAUAAAUGUAAUAAUGAUGAUCAGUUAGAAAUAUUAGAAAUGAAGAAGAAGAGAAUAAGAAAACUACUUCAAAUUAAAGAUAAAUAUAAUAUUUCAGUAGCUGCAUUCAAUAAAAUUCUUAAAGUCUUAGAUAUUUUAACAUAA
Molecule: messenger RNA, 312 nt
Organism: Funneliformis mosseae
Lineage: Eukaryota; Fungi; Glomeromycota; Glomeromycetes; Glomerales; Glomeraceae
Source: the annotation of a GenBank genome assembly